Molecule: messenger RNA, 2950 nt
Organism: Cottoperca gobio
Lineage: Eukaryota; Metazoa; Chordata; Actinopteri; Perciformes; Bovichtidae
Product: thyrotropin-releasing hormone-degrading ectoenzyme-like
Exons: 5
Coding region: 1559-2845 (428 amino acids)
Biological process (GO): proteolysis; peptide catabolic process
Cellular component (GO): cytoplasm; membrane
Molecular function (GO): zinc ion binding; metalloaminopeptidase activity; peptide binding
Source: RefSeq, a predicted model, not a curated record
AAUAAUAAUAAUAAUAAUAGUAAUAGUAAUAAUGAUGUAUUUAGGUGAGGUCUCCCUAAUAAAGAGAAUAGAAGUGACCGGAGGACCGUUAAUUCAAGGCUGAUUUCAUCACGGAUGGAUUGUUUCUUUCGGGUUUUUACCGGAUAAAAACGUCUUUCUCCCGUUUUCUGUUACAAUCCACCGGAUCAAUACAUUCUGCGGUAUCAAUCCUAUUGAGUCAGUUUCUCCUCCAUCAGCCUCACGAGCUGGUGGAGACCCCGCGUGAAUGAUCUCCUCCACGGGGAGAGGAACUCUCAUGCCGGCCGUAAAUUAUCCACUUAACCCCUGAAGAGAGAGACGGUGCGUGAGAGUUCUUAGCUUUAUCUUGAAAUCAGAGUUUAAGUAGAUUAACCUUUAAAAUCAUCCUAAAAGCUUCAUUAUACAACAAUAAAUGUCAACAAGAACAUUAGAGUAACUAAAACAGACCCUAACAAACUGAACCAUGACUUAAAUUGCGUGAAUAUGUUUGACAAACAUGCAUAUUUAAAUGCUUUUUAAUAGAAAUGCAUCACACACUAAUAAUAAUAACUGGUUGAUCUGGAUGUAAUUUAAAGAACAAAAGUCCUGAGUCUCCACCGGACUCUGAAACUGAAGUGUAAUCAUAAUAAUCGUAGAGAUCCUAGUGGUGCUUCCUGGCUCCUAAUGCUGACCUGAAGUGUCCCACUGUAUCAUAAUAAUAAUCCCAUAAUAGUCCGAUAGGGGUUCAGUUCUGCUUUGCUGCAGUUCUGCAAGAGCUUUAACUCAGAACAAAUUAACUUCAUAACAACCUGGAGACAACCUGCUGCUCCUGAAGAUCUUUGUACAAGUGGAUCAAAUGGACAUUUCUGAAGCUCAAAAUGAAAAAUGUCCAUCGUUCAAAAGUGAUUUUAAUGCAGAAUCUGUAGCAAAGUGUGACUUCGGCUCGUCUCCAGCACAUAGGGUCGUGACGAAGCUUCACUCCUGUUCUCACUCUUCUCUCCGUCGUGGUUUAGAGUUCAGCCUCCCUGUGAAACCUAUGGAUGCUACGCUCACUGUAAAGCCACAUCCCUCAGCCUCCUCUAGAACUUGAAAUCGAGCCAUGCAGCAUUGAUUUCCCCCCCCCCCCCCUCCCUCACCGCAAAACCAAAACGCACACGACCGUCUCAUCUUUUCUGGUUUGUCAGUUUUGUUGCCUGAAAUGUAAGACGUGCCGCAGUGUUGAUAUUCUACCUGGAGCCAAAGCUGAAGGACGUUCCUAACAGAGUUCAGGGCUUCAGAGGUUUCACUGCUGCUGGAGCUUCAGCUGCACGCUUCAGGACGCUUCAGGACGCUUCAGGACGCUUCAGGACGCUUCAGGACGCUUCAGGACGCUUCAGGACGCUUCAGGACGCUUCAGGACGCUUCAGGACGCUUCUGGACGAUCAAAACGCUUGAACGUCUCUUCUUCACUUCGUCUGCGAACUGACCUGAGCAUAAAUGAAUGUUCUUCUGAAUCCAAACCUGUUUCUGACCCUGAAGCUUGAGGACGUUUCUUCGCUGUUGGACUGACACUUUUAGCUAAAUGGGACUAAACGACAGCAGCCCGGGUGCCAUGCGGAAUGGCCGCGGCCUGUCGGACCAGUGGGCAGAGACAGUGGUGGUCCGGCCUCGAACCACUGAGCGCCACAUCACGGUGCACAAGCGUCUGGUGCUGGGUUUCGCUCUCUCCAUCCUCACCCUCAUCAUCGUCACGGCGGUGGCCGUGGUGCUCAGCGUGCGCUUCGAGGAGUGCGGCGGACGAGAUCGCGAGGGAGCGACGGGGGAGUCGGGCUCCCGAGGCUCCGGAGGGUCCGCAAAGCUGAACGGCAGCAGAGGGGAGAGGGGGGAUGAGGAGGGGGUCCAGCCCUGGAGGAACUUGAGGCUGCCGGGCUCGGUGAGGCCGCGGCACUACGACCUGCGGCUCGUCGUCUACAUGGACAACUUCACCUUCUCCGGCGAGGUCAGCAUCGAGCUGGAGUGCAUCAACGCCACCCGAUUCAUCGUGCUGCACACCGACCGCCUUGAGGUGGACCGGGUAUCCGUCUCAGCAGAGGGCGGCGGCGGUCGUCCCGCCAACAGACCCGGGGGUGGAGUCAUGCGCAUCCACCGCCACUUCCACCACCCAGCCAGUCAGAUGUACGUGGUGGUUCUGCACCGCGAGCUGAAGCCCAUGAGAGUUUACCGGCUCAACAUGAGCUUUGACGCCGCCAUCGAGGACGAGCUGCUCGGCUUCUUCAGGAGCUCGUACAUCAUGCAGAGAGAGAAACGGUACUUGGCGGUGACGCAGUUCAGUCCGAUCCACGCCCGGAAGGCCUUCCCCUGCUUCGACGAGCCCAUCUACAAGGCCACGUUCUCCCUCACGCUCCGCCACGACCCUCAGUACACCUCGCUCUCCAACAUGCCCGUGGAGAGCAGCUCGCUGUCAGACGAGGACAGCUGGCUGACCAACCGCUUCGCCCGCACGCCGCGCAUGUCCACGUACUACCUGGCCUGGGCCGUGUGCAACUUCACCUACAGAGAGACGCAGACCGACAGCGGCGUGACGAUCCGUCUGUACGCUCGGCCGGAUGCCAUUUCCAGCGGAGCCGGGGACUACGCUCUGCACAUCACCAAGAGGCUUCUGGGAUUUUACCAGGACUACUUUAAAGUUCAGUACUCACUGCCCAAGCUAGGAAGCUUCAACGGUUCUGCGGUGUGGAGAGUUAAAGAGGCCGCUCCAUGUGUCACAGCUCAGUGUGGGGGGACCCAGCAGGGACUACAUCUCCCAGCAUUCCUCGGUUUGCUCAGUGAUCCACCAGCAGUUGAUGGAAUAAGAUGUUUUUGUUGCUGAGGAGUCAGACUCUCACUCGGUGGAGUCACCAGAGGAAAACACUGAUUCUGAGCCAAACACAAGUCCCAAAUCCCCAAAUGCCCUCCCAGCUAAGUGUUUUGAAGU